Portunus trituberculatus (swimming crab) is the source of this 2720-nucleotide messenger RNA. It is a transcript of the gene AP-1mu, whose product is annotated as AP-1 complex subunit mu-1-like. Gene Ontology annotation, biological process: vesicle-mediated transport; intracellular protein transport. The transcript is spliced from 11 exons. Gene Ontology annotation, cellular component: clathrin adaptor complex; clathrin-coated vesicle. Gene Ontology annotation, molecular function: clathrin-cargo adaptor activity. Bases 255 to 1523 code for a protein of 422 amino acids. NCBI's taxonomy places the organism in Eukaryota, Metazoa, Arthropoda, Malacostraca, Decapoda, Portunidae. The record is from RefSeq and is a predicted model, not a curated record.
CCAAUCAGUCAGGUUGGAAGUGUUGACAUGGCGGCGGGCAGCUGUCAGUGUUUACUUUUAUAUUUUUCGUGAUAACACCUCAAGUACACCUGCGAGGGACCUACACUUGGCACGGACCACUGAAGGAAGACUACAGGAACACUCGGCCACACUUAUAAUUGAUCGGUCAGGUGGAAAAGACUGAAGACUACUACUACCACCACCACCACCACUACUACUACUACUACUACUACUACUACUACUACUACACCACAAUGUCUAUAUCAGCCAUCUACAUCCUGGACGUGAAGGGCAAGGUCCUUAUAUCCCGUAACUACCGUGGUGAUGUGGACAUGGGCUGUAUUGAGAAGUUCAUGCCAAUUGUGCUGGAACGAGAGGAUGAUGGCAAUAUGGCACCCAUCGUUCAGAUCCAGGAGGCCACGUUUUGCUUCGUCAAGGUCAGCAAUCUGUACGUGGUGUCGGCAACGAGGAUAAACGCCAAUGUGACUCUUGUGUUCUCCUUCCUCCACAAGCUGGUGUCCGUGGCGCAGGAGUACUUCAAGGAGUUGGAGGAGGAGAGCAUCCGUGAUAAUUUUGUGAUAAUUUACGAACUUCUCGACGAACUGCUGGACUUUGGCUACCCACAGACCACCGACACCAAAAUACUGCAGGAGUACAUCACACAGGAGGGACACAAGCUGGAGAUCGCCCCCCGGCCCCCCAUUGCUGUGACCAAUGCUGUGUCCUGGCGCUCCGAAGGCAUCAAGUACAGGAAGAAUGAAGUGUUUCUCGAUGUCAUAGAGGGAGUGAAUUUGCUGGCAAACUCCAAUGGCAAUGUGCUGAGGAGUGAGAUAGUGGGCAGCAUCAAGAUGAGGGUGUACCUGUCUGGCAUGCCGGAGCUGCGCCUGGGACUCAAUGACAAGGUGCUGUUCGAGUCCACUGGCCGAGGGAAGAGCAAAAGUGUGGAGCUGGAGGACGUCAAGUUUCACCAGUGUGUGCGUUUGUCCAGGUUUGAGAAUGACCGCACCAUUUCUUUCAUUCCACCCGACGGAGAGUUUGAGUUGAUGUCUUAUCGCCUCAACACUCAUGUGAAGCCGCUGAUCUGGAUAGAGUCGGUGAUAGAGAGACAUGCACACAGCCGAGUGGAGUACAUGGUGAAGGCAAAGUCGCAGUUCAAGAGGAGGUCCACCGCUAACAAUGUGGAGAUAAUCAUUCCUGUCCCCAACGAUGCUGACUCCCCAAAAUUCAAGACAUCGGUGGGCUCUGUCAAGUACGCGCCGGAGAGAAGCUGUAUCAUCUGGACCAUUAAGUCUUUCCCGGGCGGCAAGGAGUAUCUGAUGCGUGCACACUUUGGGCUGCCCAGUGUGGUCGGUGAGGACUCGGAAGGCAAGCCCCCCAUACAAGUUCGUUUUGAGAUCCCUUACUUCACUACCUCAGGCAUACAGGUUCGCUACUUGAAGAUCAUCGAGAAGUCUGGUUACCAAGCGCUGCCCUGGGUCCGCUACAUCACCCAGAACGGAGACUACCAGCUGCGCACUAACUAGACACACACACACACACACACACACACACACACACACACACACACAGUAUUUACGAACAGAAAACUAAUAUUGUAUUUGCAUUUUUUUGUCUCAUUUAUCUUUCUCCUUUUCCAUUCUUUUUCCUUUUCUUUCCACCUUUUCUUCAUUCUUCUGUCCUUUUUCUUUCCACCUUUCUAUUUUUCCUUCCUUUUUCUUCAUUCUUUCUUCCUUUAUCUUUCCACCGUUCCAUUCUUCCUUCUUUUCAUCCCAUCUUUUCAUUCUUACAUCCUUUUCCCCUCAAAUUACAUAAAAAAAAAAAAACAAUGAUUUAUAGAUGAUUUAAAAAUGCUUAGCUAUUGUGAAGAAAGUAAAAAAUGUGUAAAAAGAAUGCAAGAAAAAGAAUAAGAAAAAAAAAAAAGAAUGUAAGGAGAAAAGAAUGGAAGAAGAAAAUAAGAAAAAAAAAAUGUUAGGAGAAAAAAUGUAAGAAGAAAUUGUAAGAAUGUAAGAGAAAUCAAAUAGUGAAUAUAAAAAUGUGAUAAAUGAUUAUAUUGAUUUGACUUUCUGCUUGGAACUUUUUUUAUUCACUUUAUUGUUGUUAUUACUGUUUUAUAUACUUCUGUUAUCUAUCUAUCUAUCCGUCUAUCUAUCUAUCUAUCUAUCUAUCUAUCUAUCUAUCUAUCUAUCUAUCUAUCUCAAUGUUUCUUAUCUGUCUACCUACAUACUAUUUGAUAUGUAUAUACUGUACUUUGAUGUAUAUUUUUAUGGGCAAUGCUUUUCCAGCCACACACACACACACACACACACACACACACACACACACACACACACACACACACACACACACACACACUUUAUUUAUUAGUUAUGAAAAGUGUGUGUGUGUGUGUGAACUUUUGCUGAGGUGUACAGGAUGUAUACAUAAUAUUACACACACACACACACACACACACACACACACACACACACACACACACACACACACACACACGAUUUAUUUUGCCAUUAUUAUUGUUUUAUUAUUAAUUCUUAUUAGUUAUCAUAUAGUUUGCUUUGUUGUGAUGAAGGUUAGUGGUGGGUAGAGCUAACUUUAAUCUCUCUCUCUCUCUCUCUCUCUCUCUCUCUCUCUCUCUCUCUCUCUCUCUCUCUCUCUCUCUCUCUCUCAAACCUUUAAUUUAAUAUGUAUUUCACAAUUAAAUAUUUUGUGGUGACAUUUAUACA